AUGGUGGAAAACACCGUAUCUUCUCUUGCUGUUAUUGCACCAGAGGAUGCGACAGUCAGCUAUUUGUUGUCUCGAGUCUUAUCUGGUAGCAAAAUAUGCAAGGCAGCGGAACUUGCUGCAUUCCUUCCUCAGUGGCUUAGCGACGUCAAAGAGAAGAAGCCAGUUUCUCCGGAUAUUCCAGAGCUAUUAGCUCAUCUUCUUCUCCCAUUUGGCACACCUGCCAUCCUGGGUCAAAUCGAGAGGCUCCAAGUUCCCGACUCUUUAACCAAUAGGCAGAGGUGGAUGGUGAAGCUCAUUAUCCUCAUGGAUAACAAAGCACAUGAAAGGCUGUUGCAGAAGUUGGAAUCUAUCCCAGAUCAACAGAUAUCAUUUGAAGAUCUCUGUGAUCAAGAGAACGCUCAAGAAGACAAUACGGAUGAUUACCUCGUCGUUGACCCCAACCGAAGCCUACAAUUUGACUAUGACAUGCGGGAUGUGAUGACUCGGGGCGACAAAGACGCAAUGAGAAAGCAUACCGACGUCUUUUACGUGACUGGCUCCGUUGCCUGGACCGUCCGAUCUCCUUACUGGAAUGUCGCCUUGGCCACCGAUGGUGAAGGUAACCGAAUUCUCUCAGAUGAUGUCUUGGAUAAAGUUCUUCCGAAAUGGAGACAAAUUCUCACUGGGGAGACGAUCCCGACCCCGAAAUAUGGUGUUGUCGAUUCUUUUCGUUCAUGGCUAGCUAGUGAAGAGAAAAAGGCCACUGACCUCGGCAAAUCUUGGCCCAACCGCCAUGUCAAUGCUGUAUAUUCGGUCUCGAAGCCCAAGUUCGUAAGCCCCAGGACUCCAGAACCAUAUUCUCGCCUUCGCAGCAUGAAUGCGAGCCAUCUCUCCCCGCUUGGAUCCACCCCAAAUGUCACCGACAGUGAGCAAACUGAAUUGCUCCGAGAGAUACUCACGGAAAUCAAAGAAUUGAAGAACAUAAUCAGCCAAGAUAUCGAAAGGAAGCAACAGGUCGAGGUUACGGAAGAUCAAAUGCAGGAAUAUUGGCAACAGGGCUACCCUCCCAUUCCUCAGGAAAUGCAGCCAAACUAUUUCGUGCCGCAACAGGGUUCAUUUGACGGUGCUCAAUAUCCUUUCCCCCAACCCGAGUCAGAUUGGCAGCGCUGGAACCCACAGUAUCAAGACCCGACUAGCAUGUCAGGCCCGGGAACUGAUUCAACUCGGCUCUGA
Penicillium expansum is the source of this 1212-nucleotide messenger RNA. RefSeq lists its product as uncharacterized. The transcript is spliced from 2 exons. Lineage: Eukaryota; Fungi; Ascomycota; Eurotiomycetes; Eurotiales; Aspergillaceae. The record is from RefSeq and is a predicted model, not a curated record. Bases 1 to 1212 code for a protein of 403 amino acids.